Molecule: messenger RNA, 3463 nt
Organism: Papilio xuthus (Asian swallowtail)
Lineage: Eukaryota; Metazoa; Arthropoda; Insecta; Lepidoptera; Papilionidae
Gene: Strump
Product: WASH complex subunit strump
Exons: 11
Coding region: 103-3459 (1118 amino acids)
Biological process (GO): regulation of actin nucleation; endosome organization; actin filament polymerization
Cellular component (GO): endosome; WASH complex
Molecular function (GO): toxin activity
Source: RefSeq, a predicted model, not a curated record
GUGUCGCUUGUCAUAUCGUCAUGUCAACCAAUUAUGAGAUAAUUUGUUUACGAAGUGAAGGACGAUUUUAAAUUUAUAAAUUAAUUAGACAUAUUAUAUACAAUGAGGGUGUUUCUGGCGGAAGACAAUCCUUGUGCCCAAAAUUUAUUAAAACUUGUAUCUCACGGAAAUGCUAUAUUGGCAGAAGUUUUGCGACUCAAAGACCAUAUACCUACAAUCUACUUAUUGGAUUCUAAAGAACUACAACAAAAGUAUCAAGAUGUUAUCCUGGAUUUUAGUUAUUUUAAGAUUUCAGAUCAGCAAGAAAAAAAGAUCAAUACUAAUGUAAAACUUCAAGAUUUAGAUGACGAUCUCAAAGAAAAGUAUUUGGAACUUAUAACAAGGUUUUAUUUAUUAUUUGAGAACAUAUAUCAGUACAUCAUUGAUUUAAACACAUUUGUGGAGCAAUUGAAUGAUGGUGCAUUUAUUCAACAGACUAUUGAUACUGUGAUGAAAGAUGUAGAAGGCAAACAACUUUUGUGUGAAUCAUUAUACCUCUAUGGCUCAAUGCUGUUGCUAUGUGAUCUAUACAUUCCUGGACAAGUAAGAGAGAGGUUACUGGUUGCUUUUUAUCGCUACAGCACAAGCCAGUCCCAGUCUAAUGUGGAUGAUGUCUGCAAAUUACUUCGUGAUACUGGUUAUGACCAAAUGCAUUUAAAAAAGCCUUCAGAUUAUCCUGUGGAGUUUUUUUGCAGAGUACCCAUUCACCCUGAGUUUGUAGAAAAAGUAGUGGGAAAACUUAGAUCUGAAGAUAUAUAUAAUCAGUUAGCAGUAUAUACAAUACCUGAGCAUCAGGCUUCAGCUCUGGCAACACAGGCAAGCAUGCUGGUUGUUUGUUUGUUUUUUACCCCACAUUAUUUACACAAUGACACAACCAAAAUGCGAGAAAUUGCAGAUAAAUUUUUCCCAUGCAACUGGAUUGUCCCAGUUUAUAUGGGAGUUACACUGAACCUUGUAGAUUUUUGGGAAAAUUUUAAAGCUGCUAAAAAUUCUUUGCAUAACACUUGCAAUAAUAAAAUGGUAAAAGACAUUUUUGGCAAAAGAGGAAAUUCAGUACAAGUGUUGAUCACGAAGAUGCGACAGUUGUUAAAAGAAGGAACACUGACUGAUGAUUUUGUUCUUGAUAAUAUAAGUAAAAUAUUGAAUAUUAUCAUAAAUUCCAAUCACGUUUUAAGAUGGCUCAUAUUACACAAUAGUGAUGUUAUAUUUUUCGAUACUAACAAGAAGGGUAAACAACUCAGAGAUUUAGUUCUAAAAGAAACUAAUUAUGAUCCACUAAAUGUUCUAGAAUUGUUAAUAACUACAGCAGAAUUAGAAUUAAAGGUUAGAGAAUUCCUACAAAAGCUUUUAGAGAGUAAAAAUUCAAGCUGGGAAACUAAUAAAUCUCUAGCUAUAGAAGCCUUAAAUAAUCUAUCAGAACUUUUUUCAUCUUCCAAACCAUUUGCUAAAAUAUCACAAAACGAGCGAUUAAAAUUAUGGAUUGAAAAUAUUGGUAAGCAAGUGUCAUCAUUGGGUGAUCCUUUUACCAGCAAGUCUAUAAAAAAAGUAACACAACUCAUUCAAGCAUUAGAUGAAGUAGAAGAGUUUCACGGCAUUAAAAGUACUUCAACAAUAUUGCAAUUUCUUUCCGAAGGAAAAGAUUCAUUACGUAAUCUUAUACGACUUGCAUCUCUGAAAGAAGAUUCCCUCGUUACUUUAGAAACGGUCGCAGAUUUUAGUUAUGCGUGGUGUACUAUAGAUUUGUAUACAAAAUAUAUGCAAAAUAGCAUAAAAGAGAAUCCAGUUGUUACAAGUAGAUUAAGAGCGCUAUUUCUUAAAAUAGCCAGUGCAAUGGAAAUACCACUGCUAAGGAUAAAUCAAGCCCAAAGCGAAGAUCUUGUAUCAGUUUCUCAAUAUUACAGUAAUGAGUUGAUAAGAUACAUUCAAAAAGUGUUGCAGAUUAUUCCUGAAAUGGUUUUUAAUAUUGUAGAAAAAAUUAUUGAUCUGCAAACAUGGACUAUUAAGGAAGUACCAACUAGAAUUGAAAAGGAAAAGUUAAGAGAGUACGCUCAGUUAGAGCAUCGGAUGGAAAUUGCAAAACUUACACAUUCCGCGUCAACAUUUACGACAGGUAUCUUGGACAUGAGAACAACAUUAGUGGGUGUUAUACGAGUUGAUCCGGCAGAAUUACUCGAGGAAGGUUUACUGAGGGAACUCGACACUCACAUCAGUAAAAAGUUCAAUGAGUUUCUAGAACCACAGGGAAAGAAGCCUGACAAUUUAAUAACUCGCCUUCAGAAACUGUCAGACAGCAUGGAUGGUUAUAAAAGAUCUUUGGAAUAUAUACAGGAUUAUAUAAAUAUUCACGGUUUAAGAAUUUGGCAAAAACAGGUUUCUACGAUUAUUAACAAUAAUGUAAACAAAGAGAUUAGUUUGCGCAAAGGCGUGUCAUUGUACGGACCCUCUGCUGGCUUCAUGGGAUCUCUCGCACGACAAGUUGCUAAUCUUAUUGAUUCCAGGGUAUCUGCGUAUAUAAAUAUCUGUACCGCAUGGUAUGAUGUCAAAACGCAAAAGGAAGUCGUCAAUACAAAAACAUUUGCUAAGUUAAACGACGCUAUCGGUGUCGUAGGACUCCACGGUUUAGAUAUUCUUUAUGCGUUCAUGAUUAAAAAUCAAUUACAAAACAUUCAAGUGUUAUUCAGAAAUCCUCAUGACAAAUUUACGAUCGCUUCUGUUAACUUGGAUCCAAAAGAAGUGGAGCAAGUUGUAGCGAAAUGUACGAAAAUAAUUCAACAAAUAACUGAUGCAUUACUUCUUAUUGGAGGUUUGCAAUUGCUACGGAAACAUGUCUCUUAUCAACUGAACACUACAUGCAAAUUCGAUUCGGCUCAUUUGGAGGCCUCAUUAAGGACAAUGAACGAGGCAUUACUUAGCGAAUUAAAAAGUCGCAAAAGUGAUCCACAAAACAUUCCAUUAUCAUUAAUUCACGAUUUAGACGAAUAUCUUGUAAGAUGUGGAAUAAAUUCGCCUUCUGAAAAAGUCUAUAUAAAACACGCGCAAGAAUUUUCAAACACGGAUAUGGGGCGAAUAAUGGCUAUCGUUCUCAUAUCUCAAUUAUCAAAACUGCAAAUAUGCUACUGUACAGGUGAUCUUAUUACUAGAAAACCAGGCGAAAAUAUUGACGGUUUUCCCCUUCUUGUGGGUAUUUACACAUUAUUAAGACAAAGCAAAAUGGAUAGUAUAGAUGUAUUUAUUGAUACUCUUUGCAGCUACGCUAAAGUUUCAAGUCUCGCAAAGUUAAAGACCACAGAAGUGUCUGUAGAAAGUGCAUUUAUCAUGAGAAUAUUGCAACUGUUCUGUGAAACAUUCAAUUAUGAAUUCGAGAAGAUGGAAGAUAAGUUGCCAUUAGCAAUGCUAAACAAUGUACAUGUUAAGUUAUAAAGAA